Messenger RNA from Closterium sp. Naga37s-1, 3477 nucleotides. Lineage: Eukaryota; Viridiplantae; Streptophyta; Zygnematophyceae; Desmidiales; Closteriaceae. The record is from the annotation of a GenBank genome assembly.
AUGGAGUUCGAGAAAGAUUCGCCUCCCGCGGGUGCGCCGGACUCGCCGGACCUGGAACGGCACGAUGCGAAGGAGGCGACGGAUCGAGUCGUUAACUCCGACGGAUAUCGAUGGCUCAAAUACGGCUCCAAAGCUUACUACCGCUGUGCGGCGAGCAACCCGCAGUACCGCUCGCCGGGCGCGGAGCCGUGCAGAGCGCGGAAGCAGAUCGACUACGACGCGUCCACGGGGAUUGUCCACGCGUCCACGGCCGUCGUGCACCUCGCGGGGUCCCCGCACAACCACCCCCCGGUGUCCGUCAUCCCGGCCUGCGGCGCUGCGUCUGGCGCUGCUGCCGCGUCUGGCGCUGCUGCCGCGUCUGGCGCUGCUGCCGCGUCUGGCGCUGCUGCCGCGUCUGGCGCGGCUACAGCUGCGGCUGCAGCGGAUUCGCCGGCUCAGCGGAAGGUGCAGGAAGAGGGUCUGGCGGGUGCAGCACCAGCAGCAGCAGCAGCAGCAGCAGCAGCAGCAGCAGCAGCAGCAGCAGCAGCAGCAGCCAGCAGCAGCAGCAGCCAGCAGCAGCAGCAGCACCAGCAGCAGCAGCAGCACCAGCAGCAGCAGCAGCACCAGCAGCAGCAGCAGCACCAGCAGCAGCAGCAGCACCAGCAGCAGCAGCAGCACCAGCAGCAGCAGCAGCACCAGCAGCAGCAGCAGCACCAGCAGCAGCAGCAGCACCAGCAGCAGCAGCAGCACCAGCAGCAGCAGCAGCACCAGCAGCAGCAGCAGCACCAGCAGCAGCAGCAGCACCAGCAGCAGCAGCAGCACCAGCAGCAGCAGCAGCACCAGCAGCAGCAGCAGCACCAGCAGCAGCAGCAGCACCAGCAGCAGCAGCAGCACCAGCAGCAGCAGCAGCACCAGCAGCAGCAGCAGCACCAGCAGCAGCAGCAGCACCAGCAGCAGCAGCAGCACCAGCAGCAGCAGCAGCACCAGCAGCAGCAGCAGCACCAGCAGCAGCAGCACCAGCAGCAGCAGCAGCACCAGCAGCAGCAGCAGCAGCAGCAGCAGCAGCCAGCAGCAGCAGCAGCAGCAGCCAGCAGCAGCAGCAGCACCAGCAGCAGCAGCACCAGCAGCAGCAGCAGCACCAGCAGCAGCAGCACCAGCAGCAGCAGCAGCAGCAGCAGCACCAGCAGCAGCAGCAGCAGCAUCAAUGGUACGGAACGUCUCAGACUUGUGAGUCGGAAUGACCCCAGCUCUCGCAUCGAUGCGAGCAGUGGGGACUUCGAUCCCACCGGGGGUCCUGGUGCCAAUCACAAUGCUGGCUGUGGCGGUGGCGCAAAUACGAUCCGUAGCUAUGAUGGCAAUGGCGGUCGUAUUCACGUCAGGGGCGGCAGCGGUGGCAACGGCGGGGGCGGUGGCAGUGGUGGUGGCGAUGGCAACGGUUUGGCAGCAGCACCAGUAGCGCCGUGUGAAGUGGCUCAGGCGACCAGCCCCGUCUCUGCUGCUUACCAUCAUCUCUCUGCUGCUCCGUUGCUGCCUUUUGCUUCUGCUCCGCCUUCCCCCACUGCUCGCAAACACCAGGGUGUCCCGAGCCUCGUGGAUUGGGGCGAGGUGGGUCGGAAGCGGAAGGGAAGAGCGGAGAGGGGCGAGGCGAGGGGGGAGGAGAGGGCGGUGAGAAUACGAGGGGGGAUGGGGAGGGAGGAGGUGAGUGCGGAGGGGGGAUGUGAUGGUGUGAGGAGGGGAGAGCUAGAGAAGGUGAGGGAGAGGGUGAGUGAUGGAGGGGGAACGUUGGAGAACAAGGAAGAGAAGAGGACGGGGGAGCGGAAACCUCAGAAGGAACUCGUCCCAGCUCUGCGCUACAGCGAUGUGUGCAUGGAGGGGGUUUGGGAUCGCAAUGGGGAGGACAAGAAGAGCGAGGAGGGUGGGGGAGACGAGGCGAGGGGGGGAGAGGUGGAGAGAGAAGAGGAGGAGAUGAGAGGAGGUAGGGAGAUGAAAGGGGAUGGAGGUGCGGGGGGAGAGUUGGAUUUGGUAGGAGAUGGCGGGACGGGGGGCAGGGGAGGUACGGAAGGGUGUGGGAAUGAGGAUGGUCGGGUUCAGGCUGGGGAGAUGAGGAGAGAGGGGGGAGCAGCAGAAGGCGAGGGAGCAGCAGAAGGUGAGGGAGCAGCAGAAGUUGAGGGAGCAGCAGAAGGCGAGGGAGCAGUGGAGAGGAGGGAAGGAUGGAGGGGAGAGGGUGGAUCGGAAAGGGGCGGAUCUAGGGGGGUGGAGGAAGAGGGCGAGACAGGAGGUGCAGCUUCUGCGCUGAUUGCUCUGGCUGCUGCUGCUGCUGGGAUCAGCCGUCACUCCCCCUCUACCGCCCUCUCACAACCUGUUUUUGAGGCGCCUCAAGAAGUCUCUGCUGCUGCUGGGAUCAGCCGUGACUCCCCCUGCACCACACUGCCAGCCGCACCAGCCCCAUCAGCCCCAUUAACAGUAUCAGCAGCAUCAGCAGCAGUAGCAGUUGGGAAGCCAGCAGGAGAGGCUGUACCUGGGGAGGCUGUACCUGGAGAGGCUGUACCUGGAGAGGCUGUACCUGGAGAGGCUGUACCUGGGGAGGCUGUACCUGGGGUGGCGGAAGCAGGAGGAGGAGGAGAGAGUGGAGCAAGAGAAGGGGGAGCAGGAGGUUUUGAGGUUGCAGAAGGGUGGGGACCAGGAGGAGGGGGAGCAGGAGACAGGGAACCAGGAAGGGGAGGAGCAGCAGGGUUGGUGAGAGCAGAAGGGCGGUGCAGACCAAGAAGUGAUGGAUGGGGGAGAGAAGUCGUGUGGGGGCCGCAAGCGUAUGCAUUGGACGGCUGGGGGGGGGCAGCAGGGCAGGCCGUGCAAGGCUGGGGGGGGCUAGCCUUAGCCCCUCACAGCCGCACCCGCACACCCGCGUCCGUCUCACAGCCUCACAGCAACCCCUUGGGUGUGGUUUCUUCCCAUUGGGAGGGAGUGCCUUUCCCAAGAGAGAGUAUGGACUGGUAUGGUCGCAUUCCCGUGGCUGCUCCUGCUGCUGGCUUCCCGUGUGCGGGGGCUGUGAGGGUGCCACGUGGCAUGCCAGGAGGGCUAACACGUGGAGCACUGGCGCCCCUGGCGUCAGCUCCUGUGUUGCCACCUGGCGCACUGCCACGUGGCAUGAUGGCGGCGCCAGCGGUGCGCGUUUUGCCACCUGGCAUGCUGCCAGGUGGCGGGGACCGGGGAUCUGUUAAUGGUCUACUAGACUGGAGCCCUAGCCUUGCUGCGUUCCCUCGCUUAGCAAUGGGAACUGUGAGCGAUGCAGCAAUCUGGGUAGCGAAGGGUGGAGCAGCAGGAGUAAGGAAGGACGCAGCAGAGGGAGCAGGGACGGGUGCAGCGGAAGGAGCAGGGAAGGAUACAUCAAGGGAGGUAGAGAAGGGCGGUUCAACAGGAGUAGGGGUGCACGAGGAAGGGGAGGAGAGGGGGCAGGGGAAGGGGCAGGAGGAGGGGCAGGAGGAGUGGGAGGAGCAGUGA